AUGAUGAACGACUGUGCGCUGGAGCAGCCCGAGCCUCUAUUAUAUGGCACCCCCUCGAUAACAAUCAGAAAGAAUAUCUCUAGGAAUGGUGGACAACCAUUCGAAGACUCUGAUGUUCUCGUGCUUUCCUCCCGGUCCACAACUGACACGCACUCCAAAGAUUCCACGCAGCUGUACCUCGACUUACGUCUUUCAAAGCCUUUACUACCAGAGAGCACCAUUAAAUGGGGCUUUGCUGGACUCCGUGGACGAGAUGGCUCUCCUGAUGAAGGCACCAUGACUUCGUGUGAUGGAGAAGAAGUAGAAACUGGAAUUGGGGUAAACCCCGAGACGGGAGAACAGGAGCAGCACAUCGUUCGCAUUCCUCACUUCCUCACGCGAUCAAAAAGUGAAUCGACCGGAUUUAUCGCUAUCCUGGGAGAUCACGCCCUUGCAAUGCGUCAGAACCACUCUCCGAAUGACACCGAAUUUCAAGCGGUGCGCAUGCGCAUCUCGACUUCAUCGUCGUCCGAAGUUCUGUUCAAGCAGAACGCAGACGCUCUCCUCCCAUUGUUAGAAUCUGCGCUCUCAGGGGUUGAUAAUUGGAAAGGAUCCCCUUGGCAGCGUGGCCAGGAAAUUACUUUACAGGAAAGCCGCUGGACGGUGUGGGAUGCUGGUGAACGUAUUCCAUGA
This is a messenger RNA of Suillus plorans, 672 nucleotides long. RefSeq lists its product as uncharacterized. The transcript has 4 exons. NCBI's taxonomy places the organism in Eukaryota, Fungi, Basidiomycota, Agaricomycetes, Boletales, Suillaceae. The coding region runs from base 1 to 672 and encodes 223 amino acids. The record is from RefSeq and is a predicted model, not a curated record.